Molecule: messenger RNA, 2384 nt
Organism: Peromyscus leucopus (white-footed mouse)
Lineage: Eukaryota; Metazoa; Chordata; Mammalia; Rodentia; Cricetidae
Product: insulin receptor substrate 2-like
Biological process (GO): insulin receptor signaling pathway
Cellular component (GO): cytosol; plasma membrane
Molecular function (GO): phosphatidylinositol 3-kinase binding; insulin receptor binding
Source: RefSeq, a predicted model, not a curated record
GGCAUUCAAGUCGAAUGCAGAGGAGUCGGGUGGGUACGGGGCGUGACCAGGGGCCCGUCUACUCGUGUCCCUGUCCUGGGACAUCCAAUCGCCCCAAACUCUUUGAGGAACCGCAGUUAGAAGCUCUGCAGCGGUCAGCAGCCAUGCUCUCUGGAUGACUGGGGAGCCAAGGCACACAAAUCACCCCUGGGUGGGAAGGAGAGGGACACUCCGGGUAGAGGCUGAGCGGGUGGCUCCGGCCUGGGGAGCUGGUGCCGUCGUCGGGAUGGCCCGCUAGGCCGCUCUUCGAAUCCCUCGUCCCAUCUCUACCAAGCACAGCGCUUCUGCACCCUGGUGUCUGGCGUUCGGGAUUGCCCGAGGCCGCCCCAGGCCGUACUCCUCCACCCCCAUAUCCCGUCAGCUGAUUGGUGGAGACGCCCGCACACUCCCCGCCCCUGCGAAAGUUCGGUCCCAGCGGUGCAGGGCUCCUACUCUAGCCGGUGGGUCCCAAACUCAGAUUCCGGCGCUCGGGCGUGGGAGGGUUAACUUGAAGGGGUGGAGACGCCAACGGCGAGACUGACCAGCUGGGUCAGCUUAGACCUAGGAGUCCUGGUGUCACUGGCCACCGGGACACACUCACGCUGGUGCGCAGGCUCCCCGUGCGCCAGACUUCAGGGCGGGAGAGGGCGUGGGGAGAUGCAGGGUCACUAGACCGUUGCCAUCUCCCAGGUCUCUGCUCCUCGUCCCCAGCCGGUGGUGGCUCAGGGGACCCUAUCCGAAUCGGUCCUUCCGAGGGCGCUUGACUGCCUUUGGCUGGAGAUGAAGCCGGCAGGUUCGGGCCCCACAGCGGGUCCCACGGUCUCCCCCGGGGCCGAGUCCUCCGACGCGUCCCUGGGCCCGCCGUUUCCCUGGCCCUGCCCACCCGACGUGCGGCUCUGUGGCCACCUGCGGAAGCAGAAGUCCCAGCGCCGCCGCUUUUGUCUGCGCGCCGACCCUCCGCGCCUGGAGUGCUACGAGAGCGAGAAGAAGUUCCUGGCCGGCGGCUGCCGCCCGCCGCGACCCCGGCGCAGCGUGAGCCUGGAGGGCGCCUGCACCAUCAGCAAGCGCGCCGACGCCCGCCAGCGCCACCUGAUCGUCGUCUACACCAGCGACAGCAGCCUGGGCGUCGCGGCGGCCAGCGAAGUGGAGCAGCAAGUGUGGUACAGCGCCCUGCUGGAGGUGCGCGCCUCCGCCGCUGCGGCUGCCGCCUCGGCUAUGGGUCUCAGUCCCCGAGAGGCCCCCGAGUCUUGGAUCUUCGCCCCGUUCCAGGACGUCUGGCCUGUGACACUGCGGUCCAAGGGGCUGGGCCGAGCCCGAGGCCUGAGCAGCGGCAGCUAUCGCCUGUGCCUGGGCUCGGGGUCCCUGAGCCUCCUGCGGAAGCCAGGAAGCAAAGGCUCCAGAGACAGCCGGGCAUCGCCGCCCCCGGCCCUGCGCCUGUCCUUGCUCAGCGUGCGCCGCUGCGGCCAUGCGGACUCCUUCUUCUUCCUGGAACUCGGGCGCUCAGCGCCCACGGGUCCCGGGGAGCUGUGGAUGCAGGCGCCUGAUGCAGUGGUGGCCCAAAGCAUUCACGAGACCGUCCUGGCUGCCAUGAAGAGGCUGGGGAGCAGUGGAAGCAGUGGGAAGGAUGAGCCACCGUCCGGAGAGCCUCCCAAGAGUGCUUCUGCAGCCCCUGCCCCGGCACCCUAUGAAACCCCUACUUCUGCAGCACAACCACGAAGCCCCGGUGAGAGAGAAAAGCAGGACUACCUCAAGGCCUUGGAAAGGAUGAGGCCCGCCCCCUCCUACAAGGGGCUAGAUCUGGAUGGGGACUAUAUCGCCAUGGGAGUCAGGGAUGACUACGUGCACAUGGGGGGAGGAGAGGCUGGUGACUACAUGUGGAUGGCACCCCCAGGCCUUCCUCCCACCCCUGCCAGGGUAGCUCUGGGCAAGUCGCUUCAGGAUUCUGAGGGCACAGAAUACAUGCCCAUGAAUAGAUUCUUUCCAGGGCCUUUGUACUACGAGCUCAAGGCCAGGGAACCCGAACCUGGGCAUCAGGGUUUCCCCCGCAGCACUAGGGACAGAUGGGGACCCACAGAGGCUCAGACCCACUCUUCCCAACGUUCAGAACUAUCUGGGGACUACAUGUACAUCCCAGACUAUGUAGGAAUGAACAGUGCUAAGCCAGGGUCUCUGGACAACUGCCUCAACUACGUGGACCUGGACCGUCCCCCCUUGGAGGUGCCCGGAGCAGCCCCCCGGGAGAGCCCACAUAGCUACGCCAGCAUCAAGUUCUAGAACUGUGGGAGAUGGUCCGGGGAGGAGACCCGAGCACUGGUCAGGGAAGAGAGGAAAAGAGGAGAAAAAGUUUCCAGCUCAGCUCCGGCAUG